Molecule: messenger RNA, 429 nt
Organism: Glycine soja
Lineage: Eukaryota; Viridiplantae; Streptophyta; Magnoliopsida; Fabales; Fabaceae
Exons: 2
Coding region: 1-429 (142 amino acids)
Cellular component (GO): chloroplast
Source: RefSeq, a predicted model, not a curated record
AUGAAGAACAGAAAAGAGACAAUAGAAAUUGAAAUUGCAUUAAUAGAUAAGAAAAGCAGUUACAUUACAAGGGCUUUGGCUACAAGGCUCCAACAGAGUGGGGGUUUAGCCUCUCAUAGCCAUGAGAAGCUUUACACUUCAGAGAUAAUAGCAAACAUAGAGAGCCAAAUGCUAGAAUUCGAGGAAUCUAUUGAACUUAAUAGACUAGAGAUUGAAGAGAGUGAAAACAAAAUAGUGGAGUUUGAGUGCCAGAUGGAGAGGGAUCGAAAUGAAGGGCUAUUCUUUAAGAACCUUGGAUAUAAGGCACCUAUUGAAAAGGCAAAAGCCAAGGAGGAAGAGGUUGAAAAGAUCAAAGAUGUGAACAGUGAAAGCAUUGGUAGCAAUUCAAAGUUUAUAUUCCCACAAGCAACGUUUGAAUCAAAGCUUUGA